Molecule: messenger RNA, 638 nt
Organism: Desarmillaria tabescens
Lineage: Eukaryota; Fungi; Basidiomycota; Agaricomycetes; Agaricales; Physalacriaceae
Exons: 3
Coding region: 67-573 (168 amino acids)
Source: RefSeq, a predicted model, not a curated record
CGGAUUCUGGAUCUCCUCUCCAAGCGUCCACUUGAGAUCGCUCAGCCCAGCCACCAAUCGUCGGACAUGUACCCUCGACUCCCAGCAUUGAUCCAGCUCUCUUCCAAACACCACGUACUACAGAAUCGAAGCUCACAAACGAUAUGUGCUCUGCUUUUCUUUACUCAACUGCUGCUGCCGAAGACUCUGAUGCCUUUGACGACACCUUACCUUGUAUCUUCAACUGCUCACAGUCAACUUGACAAGACCUCUUCCGAAGAACCGCCAAGAAGACCUCCAGCUUCAUCGACAUCGUCUAGAACCUCAGUAGUCCAUUGCACCCUUAGGAUGCCUAUCGCCUUCGAUCGAGUUGGGUAUUCUCCCACUAUGUCUGCGUUGGACUGCAGUGCCCACAACACCAAAGACUUCCCCCUUCUCAGUCUCAAGCAUACCGUCACAGUCCUCGAAAAUCUGUCUAGAUAUCACCGGGCAAGAGCCGUUGAAGCGCCGGAUGGCAUGGUCUCAUUGCGCGAGUCAGACAGCAGUGCGACGCGUCUUGUGAUGGUGGUCGAGGUCAGAGUUAGAGUUGGAUGACGUCAGCGGUCAGACUUCAUGACGUGGCACAGACCGCGGACCUUGGGGUACUUAUACUCAUCUAU